Purpureocillium takamizusanense is the source of this 1235-nucleotide messenger RNA. RefSeq lists its product as uncharacterized. The transcript has a single exon. NCBI's taxonomy places the organism in Eukaryota, Fungi, Ascomycota, Sordariomycetes, Hypocreales, Ophiocordycipitaceae. The record is from RefSeq and is a predicted model, not a curated record. Bases 152 to 1114 code for a protein of 320 amino acids.
GACACCCUCCUUCCCUCCUUCCCUCCCUCUUCACGCCGUGCCGUCCGCCCGCCCGCCCGCCCGACCACCCCCGGCCAUCGUCAUUUCCGUCAACAUCAUCGUCAUUCACCGGCACGCACGCACAUACAUACACACACCCCUUCGCACAACCAUGGCCGCGAGCCCGACGCCCCCCCUCCUCCUCACCAAGCGCCUCAACGCCUUCCUCCACGCAAACACCACGCCCGCGCUGCCCACGCUGCUCCUCACCACCGCCCACGGCAAGCUCCUCGCCCACGCGAGCCCCCACCCCGUCGCCCUGCUGCGCACCCACGCCACCGUCGCCGCCUCCCUCCUCGCCAUCCACACCUCCUCCUCCGUCGACCUGCCCUCGGCCCUGCCCGGCGCGCGCACCCCCGUCGACCCCGGCGCGAGCUCCCCCGUCCGCGAUGACGACGACGAUGACAGCGUAACUGAGGACGACGACAACGAGGGCGUGCGCGGUGCGGCGAACCGCGGGCUCCUCCACCAUACUGCGAGAACGCGCCGCCGCCGCGGGGGAGCAGGGCACCACCACCAGCACGGCUCCGAGGACGACGACAACGACGAGGACGAGCCCGAGACCCGCGCCCGCUCGCGGAGACGCAGCGCCACCAAGCCCGUCAAGCCCGUCACCAUCACCGUGCAGCUCAGCGGCGGCACCGUCAUCAUCAGGCGCCUGCGCUGCGGCCUGCUCUUCGUCGCCGUCGGGCCCUCGGCGCACGACUACCACCCAUCCGACCGCCCGCACCACCAUAACAACAACAACAACAACAACAACAACAACCACAAUUAUCAUCAUCACCAACAACACCAACACCAACACCAGCAACAACAACAACAACAACACAGUCACCACCACAACAACAACAACAACAACGCUCAAGAAAACGGCGACCUCCUCGCCGGCAGCCCCAGCGAGGUGGAGAGCCUCGUCAGCGCCGGCGGCCAGACCACCACCAGCCUCGAGAGCGUCGGCGCCGCGUCCGUCGUUGCCAUGCGCCGCCACGCCGGCGACCUCGCGCGGUGGCUCGACGACAAGCUCGGCACGCUGCAGGUGCCGGCCGAGGACGGGUCCGUCGCGGCCGACCAGUGAGUAGUAGCGUCCUUUUGCAUGAUACGAGGAGAGUCGAGGUCAGGCGAGGCCAGGCGAGGCUCUGGGGUGAUUUUUUCUUUUUCCUUUUUGACGCCCGGCGCGGGGACACUGAGUCCGGGGG